Ipomoea triloba (trilobed morning glory) is the source of this 1981-nucleotide messenger RNA. RefSeq names its product zinc transporter 1-like. The transcript is spliced from 3 exons. Bases 620 to 1825 code for a protein of 401 amino acids. Gene Ontology annotation, cellular component: plasma membrane. The record is from RefSeq and is a predicted model, not a curated record. Gene Ontology annotation, biological process: zinc ion transmembrane transport. Gene Ontology annotation, molecular function: zinc ion transmembrane transporter activity. Lineage: Eukaryota; Viridiplantae; Streptophyta; Magnoliopsida; Solanales; Convolvulaceae.
UGUACUCACUCAAACAAAGCCUGAUUUGAUUGGUCUUUUAGUGAGUCGUCCCAUCAUUGCAUGCGCCCUUCAAACUCCCCUUAGUUAGUUAAUUUUUCUGCUGCAUCCUAGCUAGCUAAUACUCCGUAUGAUAUAUGAUCCAAAUUGAUAGAGAGAGAGAGAGAGACCUCCCACAUACCACCCAGGGGGGAAACAAAUUAAAGUUAGCAUAUAAAAAGUAGAGCCAGAGGUUUGCAUUGCAAUACAUUAGUACUCCGUAUCAUUUAUUAAUUGUGUGUGUGUCACCAGAAUGUCAGUGCACUCCACUUUGGUUGUUUGUGAGACAUUCCCAGUCUCAGUCUCUGACAUUCCAAGUGCUCUGCCUUCUCAACAAUCCUCGAUCAGCAUAUGUCCUUUUGUUUUAUUGGCCACACACUCCAACAGUACAAUUCACUUAGCUUAGCUUCCAUCAAUAUAUAUAUAUAGAGAAUACUUAUUCUCUCUCCAUCCUAUCACCUCAGUUUAAACGCAUAGCUAGUACGUGUUUACAACAUGUAGCGACUAAGUUUGUCCAUCUCCAUCUCAUCUUCCUCUCUCGAUCUGUGUAUAAAUUAAAGCUCCGAUCCAGAUUUGAUUUGCCAUGGAUAAAACUAAUUAUUGUCUCCAAUUUCCAUUUCGCUACUCCUUCUUUAACAUCGUAGCCUCCUUUUUGUGCCUUUAUAUCAUCAUCUUCUUUCCGUGUGCAAUCUCUGGUACCGCCGCCGAGGCCGAGUGCACCUGCAACGGCAACGUUGAAGGUCAAUUACACUACAGCAGCAAAGUCACAGUGGACUCUCUCAAAUAUAGACUAGUUGCAAUUGCUUCAAUUCUGGUUGCAGGUGCUGCUGGGGUGAGCAUCCCGCUUCUGGCUAGAAAGUAUGAACGUUUAGGGCCGGAGAAUGAUAUAUUCUUCAUGAUCAAGGCCUUUGCUGCAGGUGUGAUCUUAUCCACAGGUUUUGUUCACAUACUGCCUGAUGCAUUCCAAACACUGACAUCGCCGCUCCUUAAAGACACUAAUCCCUGGGCCAAAUUCCCUUUCUCUGGUUUAAUUGCGUUGACGGCAUCCAUUGCAAUUUUGAUGGUGGACACACUUGCUAUGAGCUUUUUCAGGAAGAAGAUGCACUUUGACAAGACGACUAAACUGCCGCAGGUGAUGAUGGUGAGUGCAGAUGAAGAAGAGGCCAAAGAUGAUGCUGCUGCUGCAGGCCACAUGCACAUACAUACUCAUGCGGCUACCCACGGUCACGCACAUGGACAUGGACAUGGAGCAGCAGCCUAUCUUGAUCCCCCCCAAUCUAAUAAUGAAUUAGUGCACCUAUCGGAUCGAAUACGACAGCGUGUCUUAUCGCAAGUACUGGAGCUGGGAAUUGUGGUUCAUUCAGUCAUAAUAGGAUUGUGCUUGGGUACUUCACAAACCCCUGAAACAAUAAGACCUUUGUUAGUUGCUUUGUCAUUCCACCAGUUCUUUGAAGGGAUGGGACUUGGAGGCUGCAUCGCGCAGGCAAAAUUCAAGUCUGUAUCUACAGCAGUGAUGGCAGUAUUUUUUUCCCUGACCACCCCAGUUGGGAUUGCAACCGGGAUCGGGAUAUCCAGUGUCUAUAAUCCACAUAGCUCCACUGCACUAAUUACACAAGGCGUUCUGAAUUCUGCCUCCGCAGGCAUCUUAAUUUACAUGGCUCUUGUUGAUCUGCUAGCUGCUGAUUUUAUGAAACCAAAGAUUCAAAAUAACGUCAGACUGCAGCUGGGGGGCCAUGUUUCCCUUGUUCUAGGAGCUGGGAGUAUGUCUGUAUUGGCCAUGUGGGCCUAAUGGAUGAUCUUAUUCAUUCAAUCCCCUCCCCCCUCAGCUCACUGUUAUGUACUUUCUCCAUCAUGUCCUAUGUCUCAUCUACCUGUGCGUGAUUGCAGUGUCAUCCAUCUGUAAUAUAAAUAAAUAAAUAAAUUGUUCAUUUUUGUUUGAAAAAAA